GUAUGCGAGCGCUUUAGAACGUUGUUUGCAAUCGCGGAAAGUGGCAACGGGAAAUCAGCAAAAAUAUACAAAAAAAAAAAAAAUAAAAAAAUAACACUGAAACAGAAAAAAAGAAAAUAAUAAACGGUGACGACAGUAGCUAACAGCAAAUAGCGAAUAGCGACUAGCAAAUAGCACAUCAGCAGCGAUAGCAAUAGCAAUAGUGACAACGGGCACAAGAGCAUAAGCAUAUAUACUAUAGCGAUAACAUAAUACUAUACUCUAUAGACACAGUAUACCGUAUAUAAACUGCUAACUGCAAACUGUCAGCGGUCGCCGCAUUUACAGAAGCUAUAGCCGGAGUCGCAAUCGGUCGCAGUCAGAGUCAGAGUCGAAGUCGAAGUCAGCGGAAUCAGCGAACACGGCAGAGAAAAGAAAGAAACUACCAAGCGAUAAAAGCGACAUACACAAACAUACACAAAUACACAUACACAUACACAUACACAAACACACAUACACAUACACAUACACAUACACGCACACACGCGGUGACACAGAGCACACAUGGAGACACCCUGAAAGAAAAAUGGCAGCAGCAAAAAAAGGCACACUGUAUUCAAUUAAAAACCUCAACUGAUGCAGCUGCUCUUUGGAUAAAAAUCAAAUAAGCCACGCGCAGGCACCCAUCGACAUAUAUAUAUACGAGAGUGUGUAUAUAUAUAUAUCGAUAUAAAAACGAAAAGUAUCAAAAAAUGAGAAGCAGACAGAGAUAAAGAUUGCGAUUACACAUAAUUGCGAUUCGGUGAGCAGGCGCAUUCAAACAACCAAACGAAACGAAACGAAACGAAACCAAGCUGAAAUCCAAAAGUUUAAAAGAAAUAAAAACAAAAAGUACAUAGCAAGCAAUCGGGCAAAGCUGCACCUUUAAUACGACAACAACAAGAAAAUAUUUUGCAAUAUUUUAUAAAGAUUUUUUGGCAUUUUUUUUUUGUACUGUUUGCUCGCAACAAUGACAAACAAAAGUGUGUUCACAUAGUUAAGUGUGCUGUUUAAUUCGAUUAAGAAGCAAGCGCAUCACCAACAAAAUAAUCAACUUCAAGGAUAUGGAUUUAAAUCGGCAACAAUAAAUAUUACAACAACAAUAGCAGAGCAAGUGGAGGAGGAGCGGCAACAACAGCAUCAAGCAUUAAAAGCGAAUGCCGCUGGCGCAUAGGUCAAUUUAGCAUGAUAGAUAAUCAAUCGUAGGGCGAUUGAAGUGAAUAAAACUGCAAACAAAUUGAUUGAUUUUUUUGUUGCAUUUUUUUUAUUGUAAAUAUUGUGAUUAUGAGCCGACGUUUUAAUGGUGCAAUUUUUUGAAACUUAUACAAAACAACAACAACAAAGAGCAUAUAAGUAAGAUUGUUAAUCCAGUGCUUAGACAUAAGUCUAUGUGUGUGUGUGUGUGUGACUGUGUGUGUCAACUGUGUGGCCAGAAAACAAAACAGAACAGAAGACAAAGGAAAGCUGAGAGCAGAAAGCAGAUCGCGGGGCAGUGUCUGUGAGCGCGAAACGAUGCCGCAAUCUCGACUCGAACGCAAACGCAAACUCGAACUCGAACUGCACACGAACGUCACUCCAGCCACAGCCACCGCCACCGUCACCGUCACCGCAACAGACAAAGCCAAAGUCACAGCCAGUCACGCCUGCCCGCCACUGCCAUACAAGAAAUCCUCUGCCUCAGCUUCGGAAUCAGCCUCGAGCACAGCAUUAAUAGCAACAACUUUAAGAUCCACUUUCGCAUCAGCUUUAACAUCAAUAUCAGUAACAUCAACAUCUACAUCUGACAUAAUCGCCGCCUGCUGUGGAGCCUCAAGCUAAGGACGAGACAAAGGAAAAAGGAAUACACAAUUAGAAGAAUUUUUUUUCUGUAGGGCCAUCAUUAAUCGAGUGAAUAAGUAGCGGCAAGGGUAAUUUACUUGUCAGCUUCCUUUAAACAUCUUUGAGUUUCUAUCCAAAGCAAUUGCGACAUUCGUAUGUGAGUGAGAUUACUGCCUGUACCUAUCAAUCGUGCGUGUGUUUUUGAGUGUAUCACUCGUGUUCGAGUUUCGUAACCUACGCGAGCCACUGCCUCAUAUGCAAGGACACCCAAUCGAGUAACGGCAACUUCGAAGUCCUUGAGUGUGGAGCACACGCAGCGCGAACUAAGUCAGGCCACGACACGCCAGGACCCCCCAACAGCAACCCAAGCAACGGUUAACGGACAACGGUCAACGUUCAACGUUCAACGCUCAUUUCGUAUUCGUCAACCGCCGCCAUGUGGAUAACACUCGCUUCUCUGUUCGUCAUCAUAGCCCAGCUUUGUGAGUUGGUCCAGUGCGCUGGCGAAGCUGAUUAUACACUCGAUGAUUCGUUUUGGAACGAAGAAAGUCCUGUUGGCGAAGUGGAACGCUUACUCAAAGAGUAUAGACAAAAUCAGGAGCUUGUGCGUCGUAUCGGUGGGCAUUAUUAUCAGAUAAUCUAUCCGGUACAGCUGCGUCAUCAUGAGAAAAUGGGAAUCUCAACUCGUGAAGUCAGUGUCCCAAAGGUACGCAAAGAUUUGCAUAAGAGAAAUACUAGAAAAAUCGAAACAGACACAAUGCCAGGACAACGACCACGCCCACACGAUGACAGUGGAUUUAGCAGAGGUAGAACAAAGAAGCACUUCCACCGCACUUCGUUGCUCAUCAAGGCAUUUAAUCACAAAUUUCGAUUGGAUUUGGAAUUAAACUCUCAACUACUUUCGCCCAACAUACAGCAGAAACACUAUCACGUUGGUGGAUAUCUCGUUGACGGCAAUCGACAUGACAUCGAGCAUUGCUACUAUCAUGGCACAGUGAAGGAUUAUCCGGGAGCAAGUGCUGCCUUUCACACCUGCAACGGAGUUAGCGGCGUCAUUCACAUUGGCAACGAGACCUUUGUGAUUCAUCCCUUUUACGGCGGAGAUCUGUCGAAACAUCCGCACGUCAUUUUCGAAGCACGCACCAAGGCCAACAAAGGAUGCGCAAACUCUGGCAAUUUGGACUCUUGGAGACUGUCGCGACGGACCAAACACCUGUCGGCGGGCGUUGUCGAUGAAAUCCAUCCAAAUGGGGCGGGGCGUUACAAGCGAGAUGUGCGCGAGGCCACCAAAUACAUUGAGACGGCCAUCAUAGUGGAUAAGGCCAUGUUCGAGAAGCGCAAUGGGAGCACACGUGCAGAGGUGAUACACGAUGCCAUACAGGUGGCCAAUAUAGCUGAUCUGUAUUUCCGCACGCUGAACACUCGUGUCUCGGUGGUAUACAUUGAGACGUGGGGCAAAAAUCAGGCGGCCAUCGAUGGCAGCAAGGACAUCAGCAAGGCAAUAUCCAAUUUUAACGAUUACACCUCUAGGAAUCUCUUUCAAAUCGAACGCGAUACCACACAGCUGCUAACUGGAGAGACUUUUGCGGGUGGCGAGGCUGGCAUGGCAGUGCCCGAGACAGUUUGCACACCGCGUGCCGUUGGUAUCAGCGUCGAUGUGAAUGUUUACGAGCCGCAUCUGUUAGCUGGGACCAUGGCCCACAUGAUUGGACACAACAUUGGCAUGGGCCAUGACGAUGGUCGUGAGGAAUGCUUCUGUCGGGACUGGCACGGAUGCAUAAUGGCACAGUCAAUAGUCGGUCAGGAGAAUGUGCAGCCAUACAAAUUUUCGGAAUGCAGUAAAAAGGAUUACAUUGACGCAUUGCGCACGGGUCACGGUCUUUGUUUACUCAACAAGCCCAAUGAGAUCGAGCUGCGGCGCAACUGCGGCAACAAAGUGAUCGAGGAGGACGAGGAGUGUGACUGUGGCACAUUCGAGGAGUGCGCUUUGGACCCAUGCUGUGAUGGCAUCACAUGUAAGCUCAAGUCGGAGGCACAGUGUGCCAGCGGUGCCUGCUGCGACCAAUGCCGGCUGCGACCCAAGGAUUACAUCUGCCGCGACUCGCACAACGAAUGUGAUUUGCCCGAAUAUUGUGAUGGCGAGGUCGGUCAAUGUCCCAUUGAUAUCUACAAAAAGAACGGCUCACCUUGCGGUCUCAGUAAAUUGGGAGUUUCAGGCUACUGCUUCCAGGGCUAUUGUCCAACGCUGACGCUGCAAUGCGAGGCUAUCUGGGGCUACGGCGGCUUUGCGGCCGAUCGCCAGUGCUACGAGCAGUUCAAUUCAAAGGGUUCAAUCAACGGUCACUGCGGUCGCGAUGCCAACGAGCAUUACAUCAAAUGCGAACCAGAGAACGUCCAGUGCGGCACGCUGCAGUGCAAGGAGGGCGAGAGGCAGCCAGUUAACGAUGGCAUCGACCAGCUUUACUCUCGCACCAUAAUCUCCAUCAAAGGGCAGGAGUAUGAAUGCAAGGCGACCAGCGGUCAAGUGGGCUCCAAUAGCUAUCCCGAGCAUGGCCUGGUCAAGGAUGGGACUCCGUGUGGCGAUAAUUUGAUUUGCCUUAACCAAACGUGCGUCAGUCUUUUCCCUCAUGUGGAUUCAACCAAGUGCCCAACGAAUAAGCAGGGUCAAGAGUGCUCAGAGCAUGGUUUCUGCACGAAUGCGAACCGAUGCUUUUGCGAUAUGGGCUGGGGCGGCACAGACUGCAGCACCGUGGUGCUGUUGACCACACCACUGCCAACGGAAGCAUUGCCAACGCCGGAGAAUACAAUCAAAAUGGAGAAGAAAGAAACUCCAUAUGAGAACUACCACGGCUCAAAUACAGUGUUCCUAGUCGGUGUUCUAAUGUCAGUUGUAGGGUUCGUUUUUAUAACAUUCACCUUGAUGGCAUUGUGCUACAGGUCAGUUGUAGUACAUAGAAACUUCUCCCUGUGUCUGAGACGCAAGACAACCACCCUCAAGUACGAUCCGCCCUUCUCAAAGAAACCCAUACCAAAGGGGUACGGCGGAGCAGCAACGGCGCCCAAUCAUCAUUCCGUCGAAGAAGUCUCAUUAGAUGGUUCCAGCAAAUUGGUGUACGCCAAUCAAGCAGGCUUCAGAGAUAAGAACCUACAUGGACGUCGCUAUACGACUGGUGGUGAGGAUGAUCAAUCACAUGCAGAGAAGGGCAUUCUGAAGAAGCAUGGCUACGGACUCGUGCACGGCGAGCAGCUGAAGGACAAGUGGUGCGAUGACAGCCAAUCGGAUGAGGUGAUCACACAGGAUGGCACUCAGGCGUCCACAAUUGGCGGCGCCGCCGUUUCGGAGGUGGAGCGCACGCUCAAGUCGCUCAACGGCUACCACGAGGACAUACUGGAGGCGCUGCGCAACGCGGCCUCGCACCGCGGCACUGGCACCGGCAACACGCCCGUCGGCAGCGGCAGCCUCAGCGAGGAGAUGCUGCGCAAAACACUGCAGGAUUGCACCAGCGCCCAGCUUGGCUACUCCGUUGAACCGUACAAGCGAGCGAGUGGCUCCAAGUCUAGUUCGCGCGAAAACAUUUGCGACAGCGCGACGGCGCACGCCAUUCUCAUGGAUGGCAGUGCUUCUGGAUUGGGCGGUCUAUCGCUUGGCGCUGAUUUGAGCGGUGUGCGGGGCGUUGGCGGUGGCGGUGCCAUUGGCGGUAUGCCUGGCGCAGGCGGCGGCGGUAUGUCGAAUGCCAUCGGACAUGGCGGUGCGAUGAUGCAUCAUCAUCGGUCGCAGCAUCAGUUGCACCAGACAAGCGCAAUAUCGUUGCAACAGCAGCAGCAGCAGCAGCCAACUGAUGACGAUGAUGCCCCAUCGACUGGGCCGCUGCGUAUACGCAAUCUGGAGGAUCUGAUCAGACAGCUGGAGCAUCAUUCGUCGCGUCACAUGAGUCCCAGUGGCUCCGAGGAUAUACGCAUGUCGGAGACGGAGGCCGAUCGACACUAUAGAUUAGAUAGUUCCGCCGCUUGUAGUGAGUCCUCGCAAGGCUCGAAUCAGCAAGCAGCUCAAUCUCAGAAAACCGCUACAAUCCACCCGUCUUACAGCAGCCGUUGUCGGCCCCGCUCUGACGAGGACUCGCGCUUUGCCUACGGCGGACGUUAUCGUCAGCCGGCGCCAGCCGCACGCCACACAACGCAUCAGUCGCAUUCGCCGCAUGCAUUCGGCCAUCAUACACACCAUUCGCACGCCCAUGGACAUGCCACACAUGGCCCACACUCAUCGCACCACUCGUCCCACACGCACCUGCACCAGGAUGACGAGGGCAUCUAUGAGAGCGCCGAUCACCAUGAGCGCGGCGCCCUCGACACGCGACUAGAUCCGCAGGAGACGCCCGAAAGCGAAAGUGAUGACUUUAUUCAAGCUCAACAACAGUUAGCCCGGUGGGCGAGUGAGGAUGUGGUAUCCGUCGUGGUAUUGGAGCAGCCGCAAUCCGGCACAAUGUCGGAUUCCCAACCAUCCAGCGGCGUCGGGCCCAUGUCAGCGGGGGCUACAACGAACAACGUUAUCCACCAUCAGCAUCCGCACCAGCACCACGGCGAUCAUCAAUCCUCCGCAGCGGCAGCAGCGGCGGCGGCGGUGCAACAAGCAGCAGCCAACAGCAACUCUAUAAUGGGUAUGGGAGUCGUCCCAAAUGGUAUAAAUGUAAGUCAGAGGGACUACUACCCCUCGCCACCCUCAACGGAGACGGAAAGCAGUGGAAGUGUUAUCCAACCAGCUACGCGCCGCACGUUGCAGUCACAGUCACGGGAGGCAGACAUAAGCCAACAGCAAUUGCAGCUCCAUCAGCUGCAGUUGCAUCAGCACCAGCAUCCGCAUCAGCAAUAUCAGCAUCAUCAUCAGCAGCAGCAACAGCAGCAGCUCCAGCAGCAAUCAAUCGAUACCAGCAGCAGCAACAACAGUCAAUCCGGUCAAAUAAUCGAGAAUGGUUGUUACCCGGAAUAUAAGCAUUGACAGUUCCAAAAGCUCUAGCUUAAAUCGAAAUAUUAUCGAUACUAUCGAUACUUCUGCUGUCACACCAUAAAGAGAUGGCAGAGGCAGGCGCAAGCAAAUCGUACGAUUCGAUUUACUCGCAACUAUUCACCAUAUUCAACGUACAUCCAUGGUCUAACGCUACAUACAUAUAUACGUAUUUUCUAAACAUACAUGCAUAUGGUAUACACAUACAUACAUACAUACAUACAUACAUACAUGUAGAUCAAUAGGAGAUGUAUAUGUAAAAUUCCGAUUGACAAAAGUUAACGAACACACUCACUCGUGCACAUAUGUAUGUACAUGCAUACAUAACGGUUCACACUUAUUUGAAAUUAUAUGUGAAUUAGAUUGUAAGCAUUUUUAUACUUCAAGAAAAUGAUAAUGUAAGAGGAGCAUGUGUAUAUACAUACAUAAGUACCUCAGACAUGAUGACGGCGAUUCGAUUUCGGGGAAGAAAACACACACACACACACUCGCAACACUUGUAAAUAUACUUACAUACAUAUGAAUACAGAGAGAAAGACAGAAAGUUGACUGUCGAUCAAUUGGUCGAUCUUUAUCGGAGGAAGAACCAUUUGCAUUUGUACAUAAUGAAAAGACACGCGGAGUAUUUCGAGUUUUUGCAGUAGAUACAAAUUGUUAGUCUUAGGCCCAUUAUGAUAUUUGUGUAUUUAUGCGUCAUCCAGAUGUUAUGAUAUUCGUACGCCCAAUGUGUUUCCCCCCUGAUCGGGCACACUUUUGAUAAUGACUGAUAGAUUGUGUGUAUAUAUAUAUAUUUUUUUUUUGUGGCAACAAGUGCUGACAGUUCAGAUUGAAGAAUAAUAACAAAAUACCGGCUAAUGUUUAAGCUUAUUGAGUUUUACUAGUACAUACACCUAUCAAUAAACGAAACCAUAACGAUAUAUAGAUAAUAUUUAGACUAAUGAUUAACCGGGCAAGCCCUGUAACAAUAACAAUUAUAGACUUACAUACAACCUACAUACUAAGCAGCAUCACAGCAUCAUAAUAUUCAGAAGAAACAAAAAUAAUGAUCAUGUGCAAUAACUGAUUCGCCCAGUGUUCAGAU
This is a messenger RNA of Drosophila albomicans, 7916 nucleotides long. RefSeq names its product disintegrin and metalloproteinase domain-containing protein 12 (gene mmd). Gene Ontology annotation, biological process: membrane protein ectodomain proteolysis. The coding region runs from base 2273 to 6829 and encodes 1518 amino acids. Gene Ontology annotation, molecular function: metalloendopeptidase activity. The transcript is spliced from 24 exons. NCBI's taxonomy places the organism in Eukaryota, Metazoa, Arthropoda, Insecta, Diptera, Drosophilidae. The record is from RefSeq and is a predicted model, not a curated record.